Molecule: messenger RNA, 511 nt
Organism: Tinamus guttatus (white-throated tinamou)
Lineage: Eukaryota; Metazoa; Chordata; Aves; Tinamiformes; Tinamidae
Source: RefSeq, a predicted model, not a curated record
CCCCUCGGCCGGCAGACGGACCAGCAGGCGGAGGCUCGGGCCUUCCUCAGCGAGGAGAUGAUCGCUGAGUUCAAGGCCGCCUUCGACAUGUUCGACGCGGAUGGCGGCGGGGACAUCAGCACCAAGGAGCUGGGCACGGUGAUGCGCAUGCUGGGCCAGAACCCCACCAAGGAGGAGCUGGAUGCCAUCAUCGAGGAGGUGGACGAGGACGGUGAGGGCCGUGCCAAGGGGCCGUGCCGGGGGCUGGGCCCGUGUCCGCCCGGUCCCACGUGCGGCCCCGUGUCCUGCAGGAACGCGGAUGGCUUCAUUGACAUCGAGGAGCUGGGUGAGAUCCUGAGGGCCACGGGUGAGCACGUCACCGAGGAGGAGAUCGAGGACCUCAUGAAGGACUCGGACAAGAACAAUGACGGUCGCAUCGACUUUGAUGAGUUCCUCAAGAUGAUGGAGGGUGUGCAGUAAGGACCAGACAUUCCCGGGGCGCCGCCGCCCGCAGCCCCGCUCCGCGCCGGCG